UUUGUGAGCGCAUUCGUCCUAGCCGCACUUGUCACAUAUUCACACAAUACGUUCCACGUUAUCGGCUAUCAAAAUAUCUGAUCUACUCUUUCGGCAGCUAUCAAACUGGUCAAUUAUGAUCGUUGGGACCACCACUUCGAGGCUCACUCUCUUUGUCCAAAACUGUGGAGAUAAAGAACCCGUCUCAUUCACGCAGAAUAUAUCAGUCGAAUCACUCAUUCAGCUCAGGCCCCGAGACGCUACAUUCCUCAAGAAAAUGAUCCAGACUUUAAAAGAUACAUAAACGUGGAAACCGAAAAUGGGGAACUAAAGAUGAUUGAUUUGAGGGAAGGAGGAACAGUCACACCUAGAGUCGGAGUAUCAGACGUUGAAUACGAUCUCUAUACCCGAAGCAACCAAGAUUCUCCUUUCACCAUCACCAACAACGAUAUAAACUCCCUGAGCAGCUCAAACUUUGAUCCAAAGAAAGUCAGCAUUUUCGUUUCCCACGGCUGGAACAACAAUCGCGGCUCUUCAGUCAACACUUUGAUCAAAGAGGCAAUUUUUGGUAACUACGACAUUAACUUGUUCAUAGUCGACUGGAGCGGUCCUGCUAACGAAUUCUAUCUAACUGCCAAAAGCUCCGUUGUUCCCGUUGGUGAAAUCAUUGGUCAGUUUAUCAAUUCCAUUCAAGACACGUACGGUCUCGACGGCUCGUCUUUCGUCUUGAUUGGUCACAGUCUAGGUGCUCACGUCGCUGGGAGUGCAGGAGCUACGGUCACCAAGAAGGUGGCUAACAUCAUUGGUUUGGAUCCCGCAGGACCUUUGUUCACUUUGGACCAUCCAGAGGAACGUUUGGACGUUUCAGAUGCUCAGUUCGUGGAAGUGGUUCAUACCGAUGGGAACCUGCUCGGGUUUGCUAGCUCGAUCGGGGACGUCGACUACUUUCCCAACGGCGGAAUGUCACAACCUGGUUGCGGUAUUGAUCUGGCUGGAACUUGUGCCCAUGGUAAAGCUUACAGAUACAUGGCCGAAGCACUGACCAGAGGGCCCGUCUUCAAAGCUCACUUGUGCUCCGACUGGACACAAUUUCAGGCCGGCAGUUGCAACAAUAACCAACUGGGUGUGAUGGGCGAAGUUCAGAUCACUACAACCACCCUGGGUGACUACUUCUUGGAAACAAACGCAGAUGAACCGUUUGGACAGUCGUAAAAAGGUUUCCGUAGUCGCAAAAACUGUAGAUGAUUUAUUGUAUUUGUUAAAAAAUACACGUAUAUAUUUAUAGA
This is a messenger RNA of Zophobas morio, 1265 nucleotides long. RefSeq names its product pancreatic triacylglycerol lipase-like. The transcript is spliced from 3 exons. The record is from RefSeq and is a predicted model, not a curated record. The coding region runs from base 313 to 1191 and encodes 292 amino acids. NCBI's taxonomy places the organism in Eukaryota, Metazoa, Arthropoda, Insecta, Coleoptera, Tenebrionidae. Gene Ontology annotation, molecular function: lipase activity. Gene Ontology annotation, biological process: lipid catabolic process.